Aedes albopictus (Asian tiger mosquito) is the source of this 1657-nucleotide messenger RNA. RefSeq lists its product as uncharacterized. The record is from RefSeq and is a predicted model, not a curated record. Lineage: Eukaryota; Metazoa; Arthropoda; Insecta; Diptera; Culicidae. The transcript is spliced from 3 exons. The annotation marks the transcript as partial.
UUUCUGAACGCUUACUAUUUUUUCGGUGGGUUUCUAACGGCAGGUCGCAAACGCGACAUAAGCAAUGUCUAUCAAAUCAUAUAUUUUGGCGACUCGUCCGUCGACGUCGGGCAGCCUUUUUCGAUAUCGUGCAUCACGUCGAUCACCGAUCCGAUCGACUGGCUCAGGGACGGGGAGCCCAUCCGGAAGCACAACCAGAUACGGCACGGCAAGGACGAGCACACGUACAUCGAGAGUGAAAUGGGAGUCGCAGGCCUGCGGGACAAAAUCGAGUCAAAGAUUAGCGUACAGCAUGCUCUACCGAAGCACCAAGGCCGCUACCAGUGCAACUCUCUAUACAGAAGCUAUCACAUGCUAUACGUCCAUGGUAAUGCUUCAUCCGGUGGCAGUGGCAGCAGUGCUGGCGGUCACGACAGAACAUCCGGUAGAAGUUCUAGCGACCAAGCUCUGGAAAAACUGGACGCUUCUCUCAUCGGACCGCUGCUACUGACAACAAUUAAGCCCACAUUGAUUACCUCAACCUCAGGCUCUCAUCACCAAGUGACAACACCUGGUGCGUUGGUCUCUCUCAAUGCUCAUCCUAUUUCUAUAGAUGUCGACAAACAACAUUCCCAGCAUCACCACCACCAGCAGCAAUCACACCAUCAUCAUUCCCCAAGCGAUAAAUCUACAAAAUCUGAUGACAAACAAAAGUCCCAGCACGCUUUCAAGACAGAGUCGGUACGAUUUAUGAAUAAGAAUCAGGAGCAAUCCACAACGAAAGACACCCUAGCCCUACCAGACGACGAACGGUACGGCGGGGAUAACCUGGGAGGCAAAAUUAAUAAGGACAUCAAAGAGGAUGAAUACCCCGAUACAACGGGAGCGAACGGGGACAAUGAUAACGAUGAUAUUGCCGAUAGGGAGGACAAUGCCGGCAAGGCUAUUGUUAUCCUCGAUGAAGAUAGAUACCCCACUUCCGGGGUAACCAACCCACUGGAUGCCAUCGACGGUGCAGAUGAAGAGUCAAUCACCAGAGACGAUAACGCCCAAGUGGGGUCCAAAGACGACGUCGACAAUGCUGCCGAAGAUGCCAACUCACACGAAGGAGAGUUCAUCGUAAUCGAAAAAGAUGUCUCGAUUGAAGACAAUAUCGACAAAUUGAUACUGAACAAGAGUGAAAUUAAUGGCAUGAUUCGGGUCGACAGCGACGAGGAUCCCCAUCAUCACCAUUCGCACCGGAAGCUGGAUCGUAUGCGAAACGAAAACACUUUGAUACAAGCCCCGGCCAAUACAAUCCCCACCAGCUCGACUACGGCCCUGAUGAUAGUACCGACCACAACCCCUACCACUAUCACCCACCCAACGACCACCACAACUUCCACCACUGCCGCCACCGGUGCACCGACGACCACCAUCAUCAAGCAGCAUGGCCACGGGGCUGGCGAAGGACAUCACCAUCAUCAUCAUCGCAAUCACGAACAGCAGCAGGGCCAACACGCGUCAGCCGCGGUUUCAGAUAUCCUGCAUCCCAACUACGAUGAUCCCAGCUCUAGUUUAAAAUAUUACGACAUCGCGAAAGCACUGACGCUCGGUUGUAAUAUCACGAAAGAGGGCGAUUAUGAGUUAAGUUGGUAAGUGUCUUUUGAUUUUUAGCCAAUAAUGAUGAUACUGUACU